Messenger RNA from Amyelois transitella, 3938 nucleotides. RefSeq names its product hypoxia up-regulated protein 1 (gene Grp170). The record is from RefSeq and is a predicted model, not a curated record. Gene Ontology annotation, cellular component: endoplasmic reticulum chaperone complex. The coding region runs from base 146 to 2893 and encodes 915 amino acids. The transcript is spliced from 9 exons. NCBI's taxonomy places the organism in Eukaryota, Metazoa, Arthropoda, Insecta, Lepidoptera, Pyralidae. Gene Ontology annotation, molecular function: ATP-dependent protein folding chaperone; ATP binding. Gene Ontology annotation, biological process: cellular response to hypoxia; endoplasmic reticulum unfolded protein response; negative regulation of hypoxia-induced intrinsic apoptotic signaling pathway.
ACCAAAAAGAAGAAAACACGUUAAACUUGACGUGGACUAAAGUAGCUGGUUCAUGUUGAAAAUAAUAUUAUAAGUUAAAUCUUUCCAUUUAAAAGAGAAAAGACGCCAAUCAUUAAGAGAUAAAUGAGUAUUCAUAACAGAGAAAAUGAUCUUCAGUACUAACAUGUAUGGAAUGCUCAGUUUGGUGUUGUUACCAUUAAUUUUAAGUCAGUACACGGACGCGGCGGCCGUAAUAUCCAUCGAUUUAGGCUCAGAAUGGAUGAAGAUUGGAAUUGUGUCACCCGGCGUGCCAAUGGAGAUAGUUUUGAAUAAGGAGUCAAAGAGGAAGACUCCAGCUGUCGUGGCCUUCAGAGAUGGGGUCCGUACCUUUGGGGAAGAUGCUGUCACUGUGGGCGUAAGGUUCCCUAAAAACUCAUACAAAUAUUUGUUGGACCUCCUUGGAAAGUCAUAUGAUCACCCUAUGGUGCAGGCUUAUAAAAAACGCUAUCCGUACUAUAAUAUAGUGGCAAAUGACAGAGGAAUUCCAGAGUUUAUACAUGAUGAAAACACAAGGUUUACACCAGAGGAACUCAUAGCACAAUUGCUGGCUAAAGCCAAGGAAUUUGCUGAAAUUAGUCACGGCCAGCAAAUUAGUGAAUGUGUGAUAACUGUGCCCGGGUAUUUCAAUCAGGCAGAACGGCGUUCCCUCAAAGAGGCGGCAACGCUAGCCGGGUUGAAUGUGCUGCAGUUGAUCAAUGAUUACACUGGGAUUGCUAUCAAUUAUGGAAUAUUUAGAAGAAAGGAAAUCAAUGAGACGGCAUGGCACACGUUGUUCUUCGACAUGGGCGCCGCGUCUACUAAAGCGGUAUUAGUGGAGUACAAAACUGUUAAGACGAAGGAGAGGGGAUAUGUGGAGACUGUGCCCCAAUUGCAGGUCUUGGGCGUCGGCUUUGAUAGGACACUGGGAGGUCACGAAAUUACAUUGCGACUGCGCGAGCACCUGAUCAAAGCGUGGGAGGCUAACGGCGGCGGUGAUGUUAGGGCUUCGCCCCGUGCCAUGGAGAAGUUGCUGCGGGAGGCGGAGAGAUUGAAGAUUGUAUUGUCGGCCAAUACGGAACAUUACGCGCAGAUUGAAAGCUUGUUGGAUGAUAAAGACUUUAAGCAAUUGGUAACUCGCGCCGAAUUGGAAGAGUUGUGCUCCGACUUAUGGCCGCGCGUGUCGGGCGUGGUGCAGCGCGCGGUGGCGGCGGCGGGCGGCGCGGGCGGCGGCGCGCGCCUCGUGCUGGCGGGCGGCGCGGCGCGGGCGCCCGCCGUGCACGCCGCGCUCACGGCCGCCGUCGGACACGAACCCGCCAGGUCCAUUAAUGCGGACGAGGCGGCCACCAUGGGCGCUGUUUACAGGGCGGCGUCUUUAGCCACCGGCUACAAGGUGGCGCCACUGAACGUCCGCGACGCCGUGGUGUUGCCCAUACAAGUGGUGUUCUCUAGGAAUGUCGACGGCAAUGAGAAAUUGAUAAAACGCACCCUCUUCGGCCCAAUGAAUCCCUAUCCACAAAAGAAGGUAAUCACUUUUAAUAAACACAUUGACGACUUCACUUUCAACGUCAAUUACGCUGAAUUAGACCACAUCCCUUCCUCGGAAUUGGCAUACAUCGGAUCUCUAAAUCUAACACAAGUAAUGCUAAGCGGCGUAGGCGCAGCUCUAGCAAAACAUACUGGAGAAAAUGUGGAACACAAGGGUAUCAAAGCACAUUUCAACAUGGACGAUUCAGGAAUACUUAACCUAGUCAAUGUAGAAUUUGUAGCCGAGAAAACUGUCACAGCUGAAGACGAAGACAAAGAUAGUACCCUCUCUAAAAUAGGUAGCACAAUCAGUAAAUUAUUCAGUUCAGAUUCAGAACCAACUGAAAAACUGGAAGAGAAAACAGAGGAACCGCCUCAGGAAGCAGAUAAAAAUGAAACUUUGAAAACUAAUGAGACGGCGAGUGAAAAACAAAACGCGACCGAAACUGAGAAGCCUAAACCUAAAAUAGUGGUAUUGAAAGAACCGAUUGCAACUGAAGAACAAAUAUUGAACUUGCAACCGUUGACUGCUGAUCAGUUCAAGGCUUCGAAGACAAAAAUCAAUGAAUUGAACUUGAUAGAUAGGAAGCGAACGGAAAGAGAAUCGGCACUUAACAGCUUGGAAGCAUUCGUAGUAGAUGCUCAAAUGAAGAUUGAUAUGGAAGAAUACGCUGAAUGUGGAACGCCGGAACAAAUAGAAGAGAUCAAAAAAUUGUGCAAUGAAGUAUCUGAAUGGCUUUAUGAUGAUGGCUACGAGGCGCCCACUGAAAUGUUCGAAGAAAAAUUGGCUUUGCUGAAAGAUAAAACUAACCCGAUAUUCUAUAAACAUUGGGAACACAAUGAAAGACCUGACGCCAUCGCUUCUAUGCGCUCCAUGUUGAAUAACUCCAAUGAAUUCCUCAAAAUGGCCAAGAACUUUACUAAAGAGGUGAAUGCCGAUAAAGAUAUAUUCACUGACGUAGAAAUAAGUGUUCUAGAAAACAAAAUAAUUGAAACAGAAACUUGGUUAAAUAAAUCUAUUAAAGAACAGGAGGCGUUAAAGAAAAAUGAGGAUGUUAAAUUAACUAUCGAUAGUAUAAGAGAAAAAAUACAGAGUCUAGAUAGAGAAGUGAAAUAUCUGUUGAGCAAGAUGAAAAUAUGGCGGCCGAAGAAACCGGUAAAGAAAGAAUCCGAUAAUAAAACUGAGACGGUGAUAGAACCGGAGGGCAAAGGGGACGAGCCGGAAAAAUCGGAAACACAAGAGGAAUCUCCGGAAAGUGUUCCCGAAGUGAGUGACGCGGAUAAAGAGGCGGACGCGACAGAGGCGCCCCCGCAGCUGGCCGACGGCAAUGACGAACAUUCCGAAUUAUAAUGAGUGGAGUAAUUUAUUGUAUUAGCCUAAUUUAUUUUUUAAUUUGAAACUACUGUCUGUUCGCUUUUCGAAUUAUUUCUUAAUAUAAUAUGGAUUAUCGAUUUUACUCUUCCCAAUUUUAACUUUCUAAUAUAGACAGUUUAAUUGAUAGAAUGCAAAAAAUUUGUAUUGUGUGCACCAUAGUAUUUAAAGUUGAGAUUUUUAUAACUUCACAAAUAUAUAAUAUUUACCUAGCUAAUAAAAACUUUUUAUAGGUAUUAAUAAUUUUUUACCACAUUUCAAAAAGCGAACAUAUAGUUUUUCACAAUCUCAAAUCAGACAGGCCGCCUUUCUAAAAUUCCGUUAAAAAUCUAUUUAUUGUUCGGUUAUUUUUUUAUUGGUUGUUUGAACUUGGAAGUGCGGCUUUCUCUCUUUUCUAUGAUUUUCCAGUGGCCCCACAAACACAGAUGACGCGAGGAACGUUAUAUAUUUAUUGUAAUUAAUCUUUAUGUGAUAUAUAAAGGCUAUAAGUUGUGUGUUGGUGUUCCCGCUACAGAGUCGACAAAUUAUACUAUUGUCGAUAUAUAAUAUCGCGCAACUUGAAAUAAAAGAAAGAUCUCUCCAUUUUUCUGUAGCCUGUAUCCAAUAACACAGAUUUAUUUUCCUGUGAAUUCGUUGUACUGAAUGCAAUUUAAUUGUUUUUUCUAGGAUUAUUGUAUUUCUAUAACUAUAACUAUUGUAAUUUUUAUAUUUAGUAAAUUUUUGGUAAUAUGAUGUCAGUUUUUUUAUAAUUGCAUUUUAAGAGCGUUCCAUGAUACAUUUAUAGGUUUUGUCCUCUUAGCUAUUAUUCCUUACGCAUUUCAUUUUUCACGACACGAGUGUACUACGUGUUUAUAUGGCACAAAAUUUAUAUGAACAUGUUAAUUUGAGAUGUGUGACUUCUAUAUUACAGUGGUAAUAUUAAUUGUACGUGGGUUCUGUAGCAUGGGAACAAACGAAUUUACGUCUAAGUGAGAGUUGUUCAGUAUCCAGUCGCAAAUGGAAAUAAAUUAUACGAUGAAUGAAA